AUGGUGUCCGCUCAUCAAGCACCAAGGAACGGUCCAUUUCAAGCGUCAAUCCUGCGCGACAGUCCCUCACCACCGAUCACUGCAUUGACGACACAAGUGAAUCGAUGCAACAAUUUCUACAACAACAAUGCCUCUUACAGCAAUAUCCCACCUAAUGAUGUUCUUAAUACCAAUAGCGAUGCGUACACGAAUCACCACGAUCACACUCCACUCAUUAACUCCAGCACGUCACCUCCAUAUGACCAGAUAAUAAAUCGUCGUCCAAGUCCCAUCGUUCGGCGGAAACGUCGUCGACUGCAUUUGCAACCGGAAAGCGUCGAUAAACUUUCUGUUGUUUGCUUUCCACUUGCCUUCACACUUUUCAAU
Anisakis simplex (herring worm) is the source of this 366-nucleotide messenger RNA. Lineage: Eukaryota; Metazoa; Nematoda; Chromadorea; Rhabditida; Anisakidae. The record is from the annotation of a GenBank genome assembly.